This is a messenger RNA of Propithecus coquereli (Coquerel's sifaka), 882 nucleotides long. RefSeq names its product metaxin 3 (gene MTX3). NCBI's taxonomy places the organism in Eukaryota, Metazoa, Chordata, Mammalia, Primates, Indriidae. Gene Ontology annotation, biological process: mitochondrion organization. The transcript is spliced from 9 exons. Gene Ontology annotation, cellular component: SAM complex. The record is from RefSeq and is a predicted model, not a curated record. The coding region runs from base 1 to 882 and encodes 293 amino acids.
AUGGCGGCCCCCUUGGAGCUCAGUUGCUGGGGAGGCGGCUGGGGGCUCCCGUCGGUACACAGCGAGUCCCUGGUGGUGAUGGCUUAUGCCAAAUUUUCUGGUGCACCUUUGAAAGUCAAUGUCAUAGAUAACACCUGGAGAGGUUCAAGAGUUUUUCUGAGAAAUUGUCAGAAAUAUAAUGCUGACUAUGAACUCUCAGCAAAACAAGGGGCAGAUACAUUGGCUUACAUUGCUCUCCUUGAAGAGAAGCUUCUUCCUGCAGUGCUUCACACAUUCUGGGUUGAGAGUGACAAUUACUUUACUGUGACAAAGCCAUGGUUUGCUUCACGAAUUCCUUUUCCCUUGAGUUUGAUCCUGCCUGGAAGAAUGUCUAAGGGGGCACUGAAUAGGAUUCUUCUGACCAGAGGAGAGCCUCCCCUGUACCACCUUCGGGAAGUGGAAGCACAGAUAUACAGAGAUGCCAAGGAGUGCCUAAAUCUUCUGUCAAAUAGAUUGGGAACAUCUCAGUUUUUCUUUGGAGAUACGCCUUGUACCUUGGAUGCCUAUGUUUUUGGUUUUCUUGCACCUCUUUAUAAAGUACGGUUUCCUAAAGUUCAGCUACAAGAACACCUAAAACAGCUUUCCAACUUGUGUCGCUUUUGUGAUGACAUCUUAAACAGUUAUUUUAGGCUUAGUCUUGGAGGCAUCUCUCCAGCUGGACAAGAAACGGUAGAUGCAAAUCUGCAGAAACUCACACAACUUGUAAAUAAGGAAUCCAACUUGAUUGAAAAGAUGGAUGACAAUCUUCGCCAAAGCCCUCAACUUCCUCAUCGGAAACUGCCAACACUUAAAUUGACUCCAGCAGAAGAAGAAAGUAAUUCCUUACAACGGCUAUCACCCUGA